UUUAACGUUACCAACACGCAUUAAAUUCCGCUCUCAUUCCGCGACGCAGCGCAUCUACGGAAACUGCUGCAGCAGCGCUUAACGACUUGAACCUUUUUCUUCUUCACCUUACAAGUGACAAGUGUUUAUUCUUUUUUUUUUCUCUGUUCCUAACCCAUGGCGAACUACAUCCAUGUCCCUGUCGGUGCGCCUGCCGUGCCUAAACUGGACGUGACCGUGGACGAACACGACUACAGACCCGGAGCGCUGCAGAUCAUCAAGGCGCUCAGACCUCAGUGGAAACCUACUGAGGUCAAAAUGAAGACUUUCACAGACGGCAUUACCAACAAGCUGAUUGGCUGCUACGUGGGUGGGGCGCUGGAGGACGUGGUGCUGGUGCGUGUCUACGGCAACAAAACUGAGCUCUUCGUAGACCGUGACAAUGAGGUGAAGAGCUUUCGAGUGCUGCAGGCGCACCGUUGUGCCCCGCGUCUAUACUGCACCUUUAACAACGGCCUCUGCUAUGAGUUCCUGGAGGGCGUGGCCCUGGAGCCCGAGCACAUCCGCAACCCCGCCAUAUUCAGGCUCAUUGCAAGGCAGAUGGCAAAGUACCACGUAAUCCACGCACACAAUGGCUGGGUUCCCCGGUCUGAUCUCUGGCACAAGAUGGGCAAGUACUUCUCCCUCGUCCCCACCCACUUCAAGGAUCCAGAAAAGAACCAGAGGCUGAGCAGCCAGGUGCCCAGUACGUCGUGUUUGAGAGAGGAGCUGCUGUGGCUCCAGCAGAGCCUCUCCAAGCUCGGCUCGCCCGUCGUUCUCUGUCACAACGACCUGCUGUGUAAGAACAUCAUCUACCAACAGGCAGGAGGACAUGUCAAAUUUAUUGACUACGAAUAUGCUGGGUACAAUUACCAAGCCUAUGACAUUGGGAACCACUUCAAUGAAUUUGCAGGUCUGAACGAGGUGGACUACAGCAUGUAUCCCGAGCGUAGCCUCCAGCUGCAGUGGCUGCGAGCGUACUUGGAGGCCUACAAGGAUUACAAAGAUCAAGGCACUGAGGUGUCUGAGGCUGAGGUGGAGGUCCUGUACGUCCAGGUGAACCGCUUCGCCCUGGCAUCACAUUACUUCUGGGGCCUGUGGGCAUUGAUUCAGGCUCAGUACUCCACCAUUGACUUUGACUUCUUGGGAUAUGCUAUUCUUCGCUUUAACCAGUACUUCAAGAUGAAACCCGAGGUGACGGCGCUGAACUUUCCGGAAUAGUGCUCGGUUCUGCUGGUUUUGUUCUCUCCGUGGUGGAUACGGGCAGCACAAGCAGAGCUCGUCGGUCUGUGGGUUUAACGCUGAGAUUACUAGAUUUAAUGCUAGAAAAAGAAAAACCAGUGAAAAAAACAUCUCUCUGUUCAGCACCUCCCUUUUAGUCUGUUUUAUAUGUCAAGAGCCAUUACGAAGUGUCCUACAUGCUAGGGGUUGACGUUGACCCCACAGAACACGGGAUGACAUCUGUAGAUGUUCUGCGAUAUGCGGUCGACCUGGUGCAUCGAAAAGGGGAUUAGGACCAAGAAGAAAAAAAAAACAAUCAAGGCCUCAUUGUUCCAUCACUGACUGUGUGCUUCAAAAUGUGUGUGUCUGUGCGAGUGUGUGUUAACAUCCCAGACCCAGAGACUCGGUAGUUGAUCUGUCAUUCCUGUUUGUUUACAGUGAAUAUGAGUUGUUGCAGGUUACAGGUUUACUGCUCCCAACUGCUAGCUUUAGAGCUUACGGAUUUCCGCUUCUAGUCUUACUUAACCCCCUCCCACCUCCCCCCACCUCAUGUCAUUGUGAGCCACUUUGCUGCAUUCAGAAUUUGGUU
This is a messenger RNA of Tachysurus fulvidraco (yellow catfish), 1828 nucleotides long. RefSeq names its product ethanolamine kinase 1 (gene etnk1). The coding region runs from base 157 to 1239 and encodes 360 amino acids. The transcript has 8 exons. Gene Ontology annotation, cellular component: cytoplasm. Gene Ontology annotation, molecular function: ethanolamine kinase activity. Gene Ontology annotation, biological process: phosphatidylethanolamine biosynthetic process. Lineage: Eukaryota; Metazoa; Chordata; Actinopteri; Siluriformes; Bagridae. The record is from RefSeq and is a predicted model, not a curated record.